Peromyscus eremicus (cactus mouse) is the source of this 2304-nucleotide messenger RNA. It is a transcript of the gene Btla, whose product is annotated as B and T lymphocyte associated. The coding region runs from base 150 to 1046 and encodes 298 amino acids. The record is from RefSeq and is a predicted model, not a curated record. Gene Ontology annotation, biological process: immune response-regulating cell surface receptor signaling pathway. Lineage: Eukaryota; Metazoa; Chordata; Mammalia; Rodentia; Cricetidae. The transcript is spliced from 6 exons. Gene Ontology annotation, cellular component: plasma membrane. Gene Ontology annotation, molecular function: signaling receptor activity.
CUUCAUACUGUCCUCUCCCACCAGCUCUCCUGACAUUUUCCCCCUAAGAUGCUGCUAGGAUAGAUAAUACCAUCCAGCUCGGAAGAUCCCUAGGGAGGAAGAGAAGCCUUCUGCUUGAGGAGUUUACCUCUGCCUGAUAUGUGCUGGGAAUGAAGACACUGCCUGCCAUGCUUGGGACUCCAGAGUUAUUAAGGGAACUCUUAAUCCUCCACCUGGGCCUCUGGAGCAUCCUUGGUGAAGAGUCAUGUGAAGUACAAAUUAAGGUUAUCAGGCAUUCGGAAUAUGCCACAACAGGAGAGUACGUUAAAAUUAAAUGUCCUGUGACACACUGUGGUCACAGACCUAAUGUGACUUGGUGCAAGUACAGUGAAAAACAAUGUUUACCUCUUGAGACUGGACCUCAGCAACACACUAGUUGGGAAGAAAACCCCAAGUCUUCAGUUUUUAUUCUCCAUUUUGAACCAAUAAAUGCCAGGGAUGAUGGAUUGUAUAGCUGUUCUACAAACUUUAAUUCUAAUGUUAUUUACAGCCGCAUAAUAGCCAUCAAUGUGGCAGAAAGGACUCAAAAUGAUUCAGAACACCAUCUAAUAACACCGUCUGACAUCCCAGAUGCCACCAAUGCCUCAGGACCACCCACCAUGGAAGAGAGGGUGGACAGGACCUGGCUGCUUUACAGCUUGCUUCCUGUGGGGGCAUUGCCUCUGCUGCUUGCCUGUUCCUGCCUGGUCUGUUUCCUGAAAAGGCGCCAAGGGAAAGGAAAGAUGCCUUCUGACUUAGCAGAAAGGGAAGUUAACCUGGUUGAUAUUCCAGUGAGUCCCAGGACAAAUUCCCAAACACUGCCAUCAGAAACUGGCAUUUAUGAUAAUGAUCUCUGGUCAAGUGUCCAGGAAAGUUCUGAAUCUACAACUAACUCCCAAAUGGAGGGAAACAAACAGGGCAUUGUUUAUGCUUCUCUGAACCAUUCUGUUAUUGGAAGGAACCCAAGACAGGCAAAGAACAUACAAGAGGCACCCACAGAGUAUGCAUCCAUUUGCAGGAGAAGUUAAAUCUGGUACUGACAUAGACUGUGAGCACUGCAUGAUGGACUUGUCAAUACAACUGUCUGGACCUCUGGUGUCAAAUUUUCAUGAUAAGAUGGUUCCUACUGGGCUGUGUCGUAAAGGUCCAUGGAAUAUUUAGUUAAUUUCUCCUGAAAACUUUGGAAGAGUUUUGUACAAGAGCCCUGAACAAUAGACUUUUCUCUGGGAAAACUCAUAUCACAAAUAGCAGAAUAAUAGAAUGUUUAAAUUUGACCAUGUCUUACCCAAGGUGUGAAUUUAAUAUUUCCUUUGGAACUAUCAGAGAGGCUUACAGGGAAAAAAGAAGUGUGACAUUUGGAUCGGCUCACUACACAUUCUAGAAAAAGAAUGGCCCAAUUUGACUGACUAAUCAUAAAUACAGUAAUGAUUGUAUGUUCCCAAUCUUCCAUGAUAAGACAAUUUCUCAUGUCAAUCUAUAGCUAAGGUUUUAUUUUUUUAAUAUAAAGGAAAAUUAUCUUGGACUCAAUUCAGAAAAAGAUUAGAAAAGGUAAUUGGUGCAAUACAGAUACAGAAGAUGCCAAACAGAGGUGGGGCCAAUGUACAUUAUCCCCGCUAAUGAGAUGCUUAUCAUCACCCUGUUAAAUCAAGAAAGUCGGGUAGUACAGGAUUCAUCAAUGUAUAGUGAGCACUUUUGUAAUCAGAACGAUAGUGUUUGGAUCAAGUAGAGUAAUGUGCAUGAAUGUGAUGCAAUGCUACUGAACUAAUACACGUAGGAACAUACGAACAAGAGUCAACGGGAGUAGAUAUUAUAAGGCAAAUCCAGAUUGAACUUUUAAACCACCGUGUGCUUUACCUGAGAGCCAACUCAAAGGGCUGUUCAGAAAAAAGAAAGAGUCUGGAAUAUUUAGUUGAUCAGUAGGCGUUGACAUACUUUCAUUAAUGUCUGUUUCUUGCUUCUUAUCAAGUGAAUCAGGACAAAUCAUAUGUAAUGAAAUAUGGCGUAUGGAGGUCAUUCAGGUUUAAAUUCUGACAUUGUAGCUACUUGAGAGGAUAGAUUUUCAGGUGUGCUGAAUUUCCAGAUUACUCGAGUCUAAUUAUUUAAAACAUAGCUCAUAAUUUUAUUCAUUAGCUUGAGGCUUGAGUUCUCUGACUCUGAAACUGAAUGUCGUCAUCAUUUUAGUAUGCAGUGGAUGGUAAAAGCUAGAAGCCACUAGAACAAACACAUAAGCUGCUGAAUGAGAGAAUGUGGUCCAAGUAAUUGUGCAGGUGUGUGUGCGUGUGUGUG